AUUCACUAGUUCCAGUCUCCUCUUCUCCUCCGUAUCCAAUAUGGCGACCGCCGUGGACGAAAAUGCUGCCAAUUUGACAAAGACAUUUGACAGUAAAACGACUGCAGAUCUUGAGAGAGUGACUGACUAUGAAGAAGAUAAAGAGAUAAGUCCAGUGAAUAUUGGAAAUGCAAUUUCAUUUGUUGAUGACACAUAUUCGAAAGAAAAGGCCGCCAAAGCAGAACGCGAAAAAGAACUGUCGAAAGUUGCCAUAAAGAAAGAACAUGUUGAUUUAAUCAUGAGAGAGAUGGAAAUCUCGAAGUCUGCUGCAGAAUGGAGUCUAAGGAGUCAUGGCGGGGAUGUUGUGAAAGCAUUGAUUUCACUAACAAAUUGAAAAACCUAGUAAAUGAAAUCUCGAACUUUCUUGCCGAAAGUGGCUUCGGGAUGCGCAGGGUAUGAGAUGGCGGACUUUUUUAAUAGUAAAGACGAUUGUACAGUAUGGCUUAUAAAAAAAUGCAUUGAGCACCAAAAUAAAGGCUUUCAAGCCUG
Molecule: messenger RNA, 528 nt
Organism: Dendronephthya gigantea
Lineage: Eukaryota; Metazoa; Cnidaria; Anthozoa; Malacalcyonacea; Nephtheidae
Product: huntingtin-interacting protein K-like
Exons: 4
Coding region: 41-373 (110 amino acids)
Biological process (GO): protein stabilization; negative regulation of apoptotic process
Source: RefSeq, a predicted model, not a curated record